AAUGAUUAGGAAAUAAACUCGUCCUCUUUUGAUAUUGAAACCUGAAAAUGAUGAUUUUCCUUUUGACAUCAAAGAUGUUAACAUUAAUGAAAUUAAAUAAAUAGAUUAUUUUAGAAUGUACAAUUCCUUAAAAAUGGUUUUGGAAAAGCUAAUUGAAGAGCAAGUAAUCAUAUAAAUAUAAUUUAGCCUUUGUAAAAGAAAUUGUAAGCCAAUAUAGAUAUGGCAUUUAAAGUCUUUUUGCAAAAAGAUCAAACAUCAAGCUAAUAGCAAAAAGCCGGAAAAAGAAAUUAAUAAUAGUCAUUUCAAAAAUAAGAAGUAUUAUAAUUAGUAGAAAAUUUAUCUUAAAUGGGAUUUUCGGAUAAAUAAAUAAAUGAAAGGUUGUAAUUGAAUUCUGGUCUUUCACUGAAUGGAAUCACUUAACAUUCAGAAAUUCAAGAGGGAGAUUAAUAAUCAGGAAAAAAGUAAAUAAAAGAAAAGUUUAAAUAAGGAUUAUUUAUUGAUAAACAAAAGCUGUAAUAAGAAGAAUAAUUCAAUACUGAUGAUGAGUCUGAUCAAAAUUGAA
Messenger RNA from Paramecium pentaurelia, 562 nucleotides. Lineage: Eukaryota; Ciliophora; Oligohymenophorea; Peniculida; Parameciidae. The record is from the annotation of a GenBank genome assembly.